Triticum turgidum subsp. durum (durum wheat) is the source of this 1023-nucleotide messenger RNA. NCBI's taxonomy places the organism in Eukaryota, Viridiplantae, Streptophyta, Magnoliopsida, Poales, Poaceae. The record is from the annotation of a GenBank genome assembly.
AUGUCCGUGGACGACUGCUUCAUCCCGCUCCCCUCCCCACUCCAUGACCGCUGGCGGUGCGGCUCUCACCCCUGCCUGUCCCAGCUAGAUCUGGACGACCGCGCGGCCGCCGGUUCUGGCACGGCGGGCGAGGGAGCCGCCUCGCAUGGCGUCCCCAGACGCAUCCUGCGGAGCCCUAACCGCCCACUCGCCGUCCCCCCGACGCGCCUCCCUCCUCCUCCCCUCGAUCCGCUGCCUGCUAUGUAUAAGGGGAAUUCGCUGCCUGUCUUCCCAGAGGAGGAGCCAAAGCAACACCAAGUCGCAGUUUCACGGGCCGCUUCAAAGGGGAGAUAUGCAAGAUUUAAAGAGAAUUUGAAUGCCAAGCCACAGGAGACAAAGCAACAUCACCAUCAAGUUCACGUCUCAUGCGCCGCUUCAAAAGGGAGGAGUCGAGCUGGUUGGAUGUCCAUGGAGAGGAGCACUCCUGAAGGUAUCAACAUGGAGGAACAUGCUUCGAGGUUUCGGCCUCUGCCCCCACCCAAAUGGACGGGUGACUUUGACAUCGCUUCCAUCGGAAUUCCACCUGUAAUGCGAAAGAGGAAACCUCCGGAGGUGAGGAACGCGCUGCGCGAAAGAAGAGUCGCGGCCAAACAAAAGGAUGCGCGCUACCACGCGGAGGUGGCCCUGCGUAAAUACAACAGAGCGAACAACACCAAGUAUGAGCUGGUGGAGGUAAAAGUGAUAUCCAUAUUUUACGAGUUUGGAGGGGGCGGCGCCCAUUAUAACUUCACAGCUAAGCAGCCUGAGGACCAGCAGAAUGCUGAUGCCGACAGUACCAAGCUAUUCUUCUCUGAAGUCGACCUCUAUUUCCGGAGUGAGAAUGAUGUGAUUAUGUGCUGUAUAGUUGGAGAAAAUGAUGCAGGGCGCUGCUAUGGAUGCGAAAACUACCAGCCUGUUGUUCACCCAAGCAGCCAAGCAUAUGGCGGCGGUAGUAGUACUUGUAUUGACUAUCCUGGUUCGGAUGGCGAUAGCGACAGCGACUAG